AUGAUAUCUGUAGUUAGUAUAUUAAAUAUAUUUUAUAUAGAGUAGGUGUUUGUUUUGUUAGUUUGCUUGUUUUAAUUUGUUUAUUGGUUAAUCAACAUACGGCACAUCUAUCUUAUUCAAUAAGCUGGAUGGUGCACUGAGUUUAUACUUUGCUCAACUUAAUUUAUAAACGCUUGCGGAUAAUAGAGCUUUGAGCAGGCAUAGUAAGACGAGGGCAAAAUAGUUGCUUGUGCUCGUAAAUGCGCUUAGCGUUCAUAAGCUAAGGAUUUGAGUCUUCAAAUUCCUACUAUUAUUUCAUCAUCAUGA
Messenger RNA from Tetrahymena thermophila SB210, 306 nucleotides. RefSeq names its product transmembrane protein, putative. NCBI's taxonomy places the organism in Eukaryota, Ciliophora, Oligohymenophorea, Hymenostomatida, Tetrahymenidae. The record is from RefSeq and is a predicted model, not a curated record. The transcript has a single exon.